CUUUUGUUUACCAGUUACAACUAAACAAACAUCAACAAUCAAAAAUGGAGGGCAAUCCUAAGAAUAAUCAGUGUCGUGAACCAAGGCUUGGAGUCCAGGGCUUGAAUGACCCAAGUGCCAAAGCUGAGGCCUGGAUGCCAUUUCUCAAAGAUGGCCACUCGAUUUAUGCCAUUCAACAGCAUAGUUCGGGUGUGUCUUUGAACACGGAAGGCUCUAAUGGGAAAUACUUCGCUGCUCUUCUGUCUCUGCCUGUUGAUGGCAGGGAAGGAGAUGUUGUGGCUUAUAUCAUCAGUCAUGUUCAAGAUUUCAUUAAGAUCUCGUUAAUGAUACUCAUGAAAUUGAGGGGACCACCUAUGGCAUCAGGAACAAUUGAGGACAUUGUCUCACCAGAGGAACUGGAAACCUUCAUGACAAUUGUAUUUGAAAAUUUCAGAAGUGUAUUCUACAUUGAAGAUAAUUUGAUUGAUUCUGCUAGAAACGUUGUCUACAUGAUGACCCUGAUCACCAUCCGGACAAUGUGUGACAAGAGCAAUGGACUUGUGGACCCUGCUUAUAUUUCAUCUUGGAGAAAGAUUGAAGAUGUGCUGGAGAAUAAAGAAGGGUUUGCGAGUCGGUACUAUAGUUUCUUGAAUAUGGAAGAGGACGGAUUCCGUGUUGCCAUCAACGCCUCUAACCACCUUCACGAAUACAUUGUGAUUUAUCGAAAGAACAGAAGUGACUUACGAUCUGUUCUAUAUGCACGAGAGGAGUUCUCACAAUUUGAACAAUCCCAUAGAUUCACAUUUGGAGAUAUCUCCAAUUAUCAAGAGCUUACCGAGAAGAUAUUCAUGUCCUUCAAACAACCAGAGCAGCCCCGUAAGGAUGUGUCACUUUAUUAUCCAGUGAUUGAUUGCAGACUGUCAGAGAAGCUGGAGAAGCCUCAUCAAAGAGACCCCGAUGAUAGACUUAUAAUUCCUCCAGAGAGACAAUUUCUGAAGUCAGAUUCAGAUGCUUUGAAGGCAUUUCUGAAUGAAAAAGGUAUAAGUGCCCAACCUGAUGCACCACCAGCCCAUCAAGAAGAUUAUUUAGAGCUUCUAAACCAAAAUUCCAAUGCUGGUCAGCCUGGUUGGAAUAGCUAUAUUGACGUUUCGUCUGUGGGUGCUAUAGAUGCGAUAGAGGAUGCACUUCUUGAGUCUGACGAUGAAACGGAUUCUCCAGAUGUUACAGGGGAAGGUGAACCUCCAACAAAAAGCGUGGAUGAGUCUUGGAGUGAUGAUGAAGAUGAAGAUCUAGAGAUUGACUUUGAUAUUAUCACAUUCGAAAACGCAGCUUUUGUGUUCUUAGAGGCAUUGAAAAGAAAAUUGAGGAAGAAAAAGGGUCACUUUAAGUCUCUUACAUUGGACUUGUUCUAUAUUUUCAUCCAAUACGGAAUGGGUUCAUUGAGCCAAAGUGCUUCCAAUUUUCAGGCGAAGGCGAUCGCCGGAAAGACCCCUUUGACGGCGCCAGAAGUACUUAGAGAAUUGACAGCUGCAAGAUUCAUGCAAACUGUCAGGGAAGCAGCGAGAUCACUUUCACCAGCUACAGGCUUGUCAUAUCACGAACAGGACAACCAUGAGAUAAAUGAGCCUACUGCUGCACCAGAAUACGACUUUAAUAAGACAAAAGGCGCAAGAUUUGGUCGAGCAGCAACGGAAAUGAUUUUAGAAGGGAGUCAUUUUACGGAAAAGUUUGCAAAUAAUAUGAUCAGAGUUCUAAUUCAACUCGAGCUGGUCCGAGCUUUUGCAGUAUGUAUCAACCUCUGCACAGUUGAUUCUGAUGUAAUGGAAUCCCCUCAGGAUGACAAACCAACUGAAUGGACCUGCCCCGUUUGCCAAACGGUAAACAAGAAACUCCAACCAGGUUGUUUUGCAAGUGAAAUCCAGCAAGUGGUUUUCAUGAUAUCACCACGACUUUAUAUUGCCUGUCUCUUCGAGGAUCCAUCAAUUUCCAAUGUUCUAUUGCAGAAUUGCUCAAAGCAUCAUUGUCAGAGCACCGAUGAAGAAACCUCACACACAUUCUACAACGGAGAGUAUGUCAAGAGGAUGAAACAGUUCAAUAAACGAACUCAGCUCUCAAAUGAACGAGAACCUCAGAUCUCAAACACCAAAUACUUUGAUGAGAGUGAAAUACAGUUAGCUGUUACCUUAGGAUGGCACGGUGUUGCGAUGCUCAAAAAGCCUGUGUAUGAAGACAAAGAGCAGCAGGAACUUUGGCCAUUAGUUAUGAGACUUGUUGAUUUCAACAACGACACUGAUUUCCAGUUGACAAACUUCCUAUCUAUUACUCGUGAGAAUAUUGGUGUUGAUUCUGUGGGCGAUGAAUCAGAUGGAAAAGAUGCAGGCAAUGUAACGCCUUCCAUGCUCAACGCUGAAAUGACAAACACGAAAAUCUUAUUGAGCUGUGUGACAGAUGAAUUUGUUAGGAUUCAAAGAAAGGGAAUGCUUGUGAAGAAUCACGCGUCUAACUCUGGGGACAGUCCUGUGAUAAAAGUGUUCGCCACUGUUGUCAAUUUCUUUGGUGACCUUCCCGCGUUGACGAAAGUUGUUGGGCUUCGUGGAACUGCUGGUAAAGCACCUUGCUUAUCGUGUAUUGAGGUCAAACAAAAAGUUAAGGACUCUCAAGACCAAUCCCGAGAUGAUCUUCCUGUGACGAUUGAGUACAAUAGAUGGCUAUCCUCUGAGGAAAAUGGUUCGUCGGUUUCUUGGACUGAGAAAGCGGGAAAUGAAUUUGAACAUUUAAAACACUACGUUGAGAAAUUCGAUAUAGAGUGUCCUAUAAAGACGAAAGGAGAGACUCCUUUCUCUAUGACUGCGUCUUUGAGAAGCGAUGGAAAGUUUCUUCAGAGGGACGCUGAAUAUCGGGAAAUGCUAAAGAGCUUGUGUCAAUGGGUCAAAAUUCCAGCGCAGGACUGUAAUCCAGGUAACCAUGGAGUCACCAAUUGCUGUGAUGAUUCUACCCAUAUGAGGCCUCUGGAAAAAAGACUAGAGCAACUGUUAGGGGUAGCCAGUCUUGACAUUGGAAGCUGUACGCCAAUUUAUGAUUUUGACUUAUCUAUGGGACAAAACAAGAUUAUCGGGUUUGACGUGAUAAGUUGUCUAUGUGAGAAUCUAUUUCCAAAGAUGCUUGGCGUUCUCUCAGAUUCCAAAGACACGUUUCUGCUAAGCCGGAAGUAUGCUUUACCUGCUCCUGUUCUAAGAAACCUGAUGGAUUCACUGGAAAGUUUAUUCGAUGUAUUAGAUACAUGGCCAGCAGAGUUUGGAGAGCCUCCAACUUCAGUUGAUAAUUUUGACGUCUAUAUCAAAGCAGGGCAGGUACAGCAAUUGAUAUCUACGAUUCCUGCAUUGUUGUCAUCUGAUUAUUACUCACGUCAUCUGGAUUCAGACUUUUUAAGUUUUCUCCAACUGUUUACAAUGAUGUCAAACUUCCUACUGACACGCAGCAUCAGGAAGUCUGAGAUUCCAAUAUUGAAUUCAACGAUCAAACAAUUUUGUUCACUUCACAGGUACUUAUUCUAUGAGAGACCUGAGAUCAAGAGCAAGAUCAAGGCAUGGCAGUUGCAAGCUCUGAACAAUAGAAGGGGAGCUGUUACAGAUUCCUCAACUACAAGUCAAUCAGGCCUCAAAGAGAUACCGGAGGUUAAGUUGAUGAUCCGCAUGGGUUCUAACUACUUUCACAUUCUGAUCCAUGUGAUGACUCUGAUAAAAGAAUAUGGACAUCCGAACCUUUUCUCAUGUUCUGGCCCGGAAAAAUCCAUGGGAACUAUCAAAUCCACAGACCAUUCGACUAAUGAGAUAAUCACAAACGCCGGGCGAAACAUGAUAUCUAGGGCAAUCAGUAACUGCUUGUCAGUGGUUGUUGCAGAGAUGAACUCUUCGCGGAUUAACUGAUUAUCAAGGCCUUCAGCAAAUGGCCAAAGAAGCAUAACUGGUCACAAUAUAGUUACAUCCUCUAUCCCAUUUGCGGAGCUUGGGAUUACACGUGAAACUUUUGAAGGACUAUAAUUCAACAUUGGGUUCACGGAAAAUUAAUUGACAGUUCAGCAGCUGCAGAAACUCAUUAUUGUUAGACCAUUGAAAUACCGGCUUAUGACGCUGAACUCCAUGUGUGAUUCUGGAGUAUUUACCAAACUACUGGAAAGUUGUUGGAAUAGCCUUAUGCAAGAAUAUUCGAGCAAAAUAUUAGUAUUAGUAUUAAAUUGAAUCACUCGAUAUAACACUCCACAGGCCCUAGAAUUAGCUAAUGGAUGGUUGCAUUCCUCCAAUCUUCUUGAUGGA
Molecule: messenger RNA, 4292 nt
Organism: Williopsis jadinii
Lineage: Eukaryota; Fungi; Ascomycota; Saccharomycetes; Phaffomycetales; Wickerhamomycetaceae
Exons: 2
Coding region: 45-3905 (1286 amino acids)
Source: RefSeq, a predicted model, not a curated record